CGGGGGCGCCGGGCGGCCCAUUUCCUCCUCGGAGUCGGACCCGGAGGGAGACAAAGCGACGGCCGACGGCUUCGCGCCUCACGACUCCCCCUGUGUUCGCACUGCUAGCCGCAGAAAUGACUGCUGUCCACACUGGCAACAUAAACUUCAGAUGGGAUCCCAAAAGUCUAGAGAUCAGGACUCUGGCAGUUGAAAGACUGUUGGAACCUCUUGUUACACAGGUUACAACCUUGGUCAAUACCAAUAGCAAGGGACCCUCUAAUAAAAAGAGAGGUCGUUCUAAGAAGGCCCAUGUUUUGGCUGCAUCUGUUGAACAAGCAACUGAGAAUUUUUUGGAGAAGGGGGAUAAAAUUGCAAAGGAGAGUCAGUUUCUCAAGGAGGAGCUUGUGGCUGCUGUAGAAGAUGUUCGAAAACAAGGAGAUUUGAUGAAGAGUGCAGCGGGAGAAUUUGCAGAUGAUCCCUGCUCGUCUGUGAAGCGAGGCAACAUGGUUCGGGCAGCUCGAGCCUUACUCUCCGCUGUUACCCGGCUGCUGAUUUUGGCUGACAUGGCAGAUGUCUACAAAUUACUUGUUCAACUGAAAGUUGUGGAAGAUGGUAUCUUGAAGCUGAGGAAUGCUGGCAAUGAACAAGACUUGGGAGUACAGUACAAAGCCCUGAAACCUGAAGUGGAUAAGCUGAACAUUAUGGCAGCUAAAAGACAACAGGAAUUGAAAGAUGUGGGCCAUCGUGAUCAGAUGGCUGCAGCCAGAGGAAUCCUGCAGAAAAACGUUCCAAUCCUGUAUACUGCAUCUCAGGCUUGCUUACAACACCCUGAUGUCGCAGCCUAUAAGGCCAACCGGGAUCUGAUAUACAAGCAGCUGCAGCAGGCAGUCACAGGCAUUUCCAAUGCUGCCCAGGCAACCGCGUCAGAUGAUGCUUCCCAGCACCAGGGUGGAGGAGGAGGAGAACUGGCAUAUGCUCUCAAUAAUUUUGAUAAACAAAUCAUUGUAGACCCUCUGAGCUUCAGUGAGGAGCGCUUUAGGCCAUCCCUAGAGGAACGCCUGGAAAGCAUCAUUAGUGGUGCUGCACUCAUGGCUGACUCAUCCUGCACGCGUGAUGACCGCCGUGAGCGAAUUGUGGCAGAGUGCAAUGCUGUCCGCCAGGCCCUGCAGGAUCUGCUCUCAGAGUACAUGGGCAAUGCUGGACGUAAAGAAAGAAGUGAUGCACUCAAUUCUGCAAUAGAUAAAAUGACAAAGAAGACCAGGGACUUGCGUAGACAGCUCCGCAAAGCUGUCAUGGACCACGUUUCCGAUUCCUUCCUGGAAACCAACGUUCCACUUUUAGUAUUGAUUGAAGCUGCAAAGAAUGGAAAUGAGAAAGAAGUUAAGGAAUAUGCCCAAGUUUUUCGUGAACAUGCCAACAAAUUGAUUGAGGUUGCCAACUUGGCCUGUUCCAUCUCAAACAAUGAAGAAGGUGUAAAGCUUGUUCGAAUGUCCGCAAGCCAGUUAGAAGCCCUCUGUCCUCAGGUUAUUAAUGCUGCAUUGGCUUUAGCAGCAAAACCUCAGAGUAAAUUGGCUCAAGAGAAUAUGGAUCUUUUUAAAGAACAGUGGGAAAAACAAGUCCGUGUUCUCACAGAUGCUGUUGAUGAUAUUACAUCCAUUGAUGACUUCUUGGCUGUCUCAGAGAAUCAUAUUUUGGAAGAUGUGAACAAAUGUGUCAUUGCUCUCCAAGAGAAAGAUGUGGAUGGGCUGGACCGCACAGCUGGUGCAAUUAGAGGCCGAGCAGCCCGGGUCAUUCAUGUAGUAACCUCAGAGAUGGACAACUAUGAGCCCGGAGUCUACACAGAGAAAGUUCUGGAAGCUACCAAGCUGCUUUCCAACACAGUCAUGCCUCGUUUCACCGAGCAAGUGGAAGCAGCCGUGGAAGCCCUCAGCUCAGAUCCUGCCCAGCCCAUGGAUGAGAAUGAGUUUAUUGAUGCCUCCCGCCUCGUGUACGAUGGCAUCCGGGACAUCAGGAAAGCGGUGCUGAUGAUAAGGACCCCUGAGGAACUGGAUGACUCCGACUUUGAGACGGAAGACUUUGAUGUCAGAAGUAGGACAAGUGUCCAGACAGAAGAUGACCAGCUGAUAGCUGGCCAGAGUGCCCGGGCGAUCAUGGCUCAGCUUCCCCAGGAGCAAAAAGCAAAGAUUGCGGAACAAGUGGCCAGCUUCCAAGAAGAAAAGAGCAAGCUGGAUGCUGAAGUGUCCAAAUGGGAUGAUAGUGGCAACGACAUCAUCGUGCUGGCCAAGCAGAUGUGCAUGAUCAUGAUGGAGAUGACAGACUUCACCCGAGGUAAAGGGCCACUCAAAAACACAUCAGAUGUGAUCAGUGCUGCCAAGAAAAUUGCUGAGGCAGGAUCAAGGAUGGAUAAGCUUGGGCGAACCAUUGCAGACCAUUGCCCGGACUCAGCCUGCAAGCAGGACCUGCUGGCAUAUCUGCAGCGCAUAGCCCUCUACUGCCACCAGCUCAACAUCUGCAGCAAGGUGAAGGCUGAGGUGCAGAACCUUGGCGGAGAGCUCGUUGUCUCCGGGGUGGACAGCGCCAUGUCCCUGAUUCAGGCAGCCAAGAACUUGAUGAAUGCCGUAGUGCAGACAGUGAAGGCAUCCUACGUAGCCUCUACCAAAUACCAAAAGUCUCAGGGUAUGGCUUCCCUCAACCUUCCUGCCGUGUCAUGGAAGAUGAAGGCGCCUGAGAAGAAGCCAUUGGUGAAGAGAGAGAAGCAGGAUGAGACACAGACCAAGAUUAAGCGGGCAUCACAGAAGAAGCAUGUCAACCCUGUGCAGGCGCUCAGUGAGUUCAAAGCCAUGGAAAGCAUUUGAGCCCCUGCUCGACAGCUGCCUAACCCCAGGGCUCCUGGAGAUCAGUUACUAUUCUGCACCCAAUGCAUUUAUUAAGUAGAGAACCUAACACUAAUGUUAGCUCCCACAGAGGAAGUGGCAGAUCUGAACCCAGCCGGUAAAUUCUGCAAGGACAUUACAUACUUGUAAGUUGGUCACAAAAUGCUUUUAGAAUUCAAAGGAUAUUUCUAGCUAUAUUUUUUAUAAACUUAAAUAAAAGUUCCAUAACCAAAGAGAAUCUCACAUUCACUUGUCAGUAGCACUCUUGCCCCUGUGGGGCCGCCUGGGUGCUCGCUGGGUGGCUCAGGAGUGAGUGGCCCCCACCAACCCAGGGGCUGCAGUGAGGUGCUGAAUGACCAAAGGUGAUCUGGGUAUCUUAGGAAACAGUCUCUGGAAAAGGAAUGUGGUAGAGAGGUAGACCUUCCAAGGGGUAAACCAUGUGAAACAGUAACAUAAUGUAUCCUGAAGAAAACUGAUUACUCUUUAUGAAAUGAAAUGAAAGCUAUAAUGCAUAGCUACAAUUACUAAUGUACUCUGCUGCAGGACAUUAAUAAAGCUGCUUUUCUUGGGUUAGGCUGUUCUGAUACCAUAGUCAGAACUUGCUCCCCCCCCCCGCCCCCUUUCUUCAGCCUCAAAUGCAAAUUUCGUCAGUGGGCUCACUAAUGAGGGCAAUGUUUCCUGCCUUGGGCUUGCAGCUGAAGCCUGACGAGUAGUUUUUCCUUAGGCAAUAGUUUUAGACUUUAUCUUAUUUGCGAUUACUAUAGCUACAAGGUAUAAUUUUUCUGUCUUAUUUAAAUUUUAUGAAUUUGAAUGUUUUUUACACUAACUUUUCUCAAUAAAGUUCACUCUGAAGCCAA
Heterocephalus glaber (naked mole-rat) is the source of this 3712-nucleotide messenger RNA. It is a transcript of the gene Ctnna1, whose product is annotated as catenin alpha 1. Gene Ontology annotation, molecular function: structural molecule activity; cadherin binding; beta-catenin binding. NCBI's taxonomy places the organism in Eukaryota, Metazoa, Chordata, Mammalia, Rodentia, Bathyergidae. The record is from RefSeq and is marked provisional. Gene Ontology annotation, cellular component: actin cytoskeleton; catenin complex; adherens junction. Gene Ontology annotation, biological process: cell-cell adhesion; cell migration.